This is a messenger RNA of Panthera uncia (snow leopard), 1811 nucleotides long. RefSeq names its product translocase of inner mitochondrial membrane 17B (gene TIMM17B). The record is from RefSeq and is a predicted model, not a curated record. Bases 68 to 586 code for a protein of 172 amino acids. The transcript has 6 exons. Lineage: Eukaryota; Metazoa; Chordata; Mammalia; Carnivora; Felidae. Gene Ontology annotation, molecular function: transmembrane protein transporter activity. Gene Ontology annotation, biological process: protein import into mitochondrial matrix. Gene Ontology annotation, cellular component: mitochondrial inner membrane; TIM23 mitochondrial import inner membrane translocase complex.
GUGCGUUUACAGUGGGGGCGUGGCCGGGCCAGGUUUUAGCCAGACUGCGCGGCCGGACGCCGGCGCCAUGGAGGAGUACGCUCGGGAGCCUUGCCCAUGGCGAAUUGUGGACGAUUGCGGUGGAGCCUUCACUAUGGGCGUCAUCGGCGGCGGAGUUUUCCAGGCCAUCAAGGGCUUCCGCAACGCCCCUGUCGGAAUACGGCACCGAUUGAGAGGUAGUGUCAACGCUGUGAGGAUCCGAGCCCCCCAGAUUGGAGGUAGCUUUGCCGUGUGGGGAGGCCUGUUCUCCACCAUCGACUGUGGUCUGGUGCGGCUGCGGGGCAAGGAAGAUCCCUGGAACUCCAUCACCAGUGGAGCACUGACUGGGGCUGUGCUGGCUGCCCGCAGUGGCCCAUUGGCCAUGGUGGGCUCAGCAAUGAUGGGGGGCAUCCUGCUGGCCCUCAUAGAGGGCGUUGGCAUCCUCCUCACUCGCUACACUGCCCAGCAGUUCCGCAAUGCACCCCCGUUCCUGGAGGACCCCAGCCAGCUGCCCCCUAAGGAGGGUACCCCAGCCCCAGGCUAUCCCAGCUAUCAGCAGUACCACUGAGGAAGUGACUGCCUCUCAUCACCACCAUGGGAGCCCCUCCUCCGUUCCCUCCCAGAUGAUCUACCUCGAAGGGAGGGCUGGCUCCCAGUUGGCCCUGGGACCCUCCAGAGAGGGCUUCUACUCUGCUUCCUUGUCCCAGGGUGGGGGUGGGGCACCCCAGCUGCCCUGACGGAUGGGUCCCCUUCUCUCUCAGGGCACCCCAACCCCACACUCACAUGUAACAAGUUCUCACCCCAUCCCCUUUUCGUGGCGCCCUGAUGAGUAUUUAAAGCCAGUUUUGAAAUGCCUGUGUAUGUAUUCCUUGGGUCACCCAUGGGAGCCCCUCCUUAAGGACAAGGGGCAGAGCCCUCUUCAGGGACUCAGAAGCCGUAGGAUUUGGAAUCCCACAGAGAGUGGCGCUCUACUAAAUAUUUGUGGGAUGAAUGAGCAGGAGGGGGAAUGAAUCAAGAUAUGAAUAGGUACAUGAAUAAGGGUAUGUGGGGGCCCGGUGAUGAAUCAUAAGCAAACAGGGGAAUAGGCUUGGGAAAGAAGUGAGUGAACAGAAGGAUUGCUGGGGGGCGGGGUAUAGUUCUGCAUCUUGCACCCCUUACCCUCACAUGCACACCAAUACCUUGGCCCCUCCUUCCCAUGCCCCCAUUGCCAAGGCUGGAAAAUCUGGCCUCACAAUAAAUUCUGGCUUUCUGGAUACCAGUCAACCCAUUUAUGAAGGUAGUCUCCCUCUGUGUGGCCUGUGAACCUGGGAUGGAAGUAGGUGUCAGAGAGACCCAGCUUUCUUGAGGAAGAUGCCCUGUGUCAGUCUCUGCUGUAUCACAGAGAUACUUGUGCUCCAUGAUGGUCUGUGUUGUAAUUUUUUUAAUGUUUAUUUUUGAGAGAGAGAGAGAGAGAGCGUGAGUGGGGGAGGAACAGAGAGAGGAGGAGACACAGAAUCUGAAGCAGGCUCCAGGCUCUGAGCUGUCAGCACAGAGCCUGAUGUGGGGCUCCAGCUCACGAACUGCGAGAUCAUGACCUGGGCUGAAGUCGGAAACUUAUCUGACUGAGCCACCCAAUGCCCCUGUAAUUUUUUUAAGGGCAACCAUAAAAUAACCAGAAAGUUUUCAUAUUGGGGUGGGGGAUGGUUAUGGGAAAGAGAUUUUUCUGGAUGGACUUUAGCCCCAAACACUGUUUCUUCCAUGCAGACCCCUACAUACGAGACAAAUAUUGUCACCACUGGGGUACCAAUGGCCUC